UAGUAGUUUUGAUCUGAUGAUGAUACUUCUUCUAUCUUCUAUCUUCUGUCUUAUAGAGUAUGCGUAUUUUUAGUUCUGUGUUUUGUUUAACUUCUUUCCUUUCUUCUUGAUUUUUAAAUAAAUACAUACAUCAUCAAUACUGACUUUGCUGCGACAACUUUAUUUACUUCAUCUGCGACACAGACCGACCGCGUGCACACCCCAAAGGAAUCAACAGCAUUACUGUGUCUACCCUUUUACCCUUCUACCCUUCUACCCUUCUACCCUUCUACCCUUCUACCCUUCUACCCUUCUACCCUUCUACCCUUCUACCCUUCUACCCUUCUACCCCUACUACCCUUCAACAAAACUCUCCGAAUGCCGUGUGUAACCAUUGUACAGCAUUAUAUUUGAACUUUCGACAACCUUACUUAUACGCGGCUUCACCCAUCACCCGAGAUUCGAUAUCGAAACAUCUGCGAAACAUCAGGAAGGGGUUUGACGACUUUACUCUCUCAGAAGACAAGGCUUUCGGGCCUGAGAGGAAGAAUCAUAUUUAACAAAUUCCAAAUGACGAUAGGCGAUCUUAAAACACGAUUCAGAGCCAAAUUUCAGCGAAGACAUUCCCAUACUGCCUCGAUAACAUCCGUGAAAGAUGAAGAAGAAAAGAUUCAUUCCGCGGGAGGAGAGAAUAAAGUGACAACCCGCAGUCUACGAUCAAGAGCAAGUUUUAGGUUACAUCGAACAUCAAUAUAUGGAGGCUCAACAAAUGGUUCAUCAAGGAAUGGUUCAGGUUCUGGGAAUAGGGAUAGCAUGGUUGAAGAGCAGAGUCCAAGUCGGAGGGAGAGUCAGAGUCAAAGUCAGAGUCAAAGUCAAAACCAAAGUCGAGAUUCAAAAGAAGCAUCAAACGUUGAAGAAAUAAUUCCAGCUCAUGAUUUCCAUGAUGAUAAUAAUAAUAAUGGUAGUCGGAUCGAAAUUGGUGCUGAAAGAGGAGAUGGAGGAGCAGAUGGAAUUGGCGCGGAACUAAGGUUAAACUUUCGAAAUAGUAUGUUUGAGUAGCGAUCUGCAACAUCCUUCACAUUCACAAAACAACUAACAACUUCACUACCAGGUGCACCUUCAACCCUAAAUUUCAAACAACAACCUUUUAUCAAUCCCGAAUUGAUUAUCGAAGAAGAAAUUAAUAAAUACGAUAGUUUUUCUACAUCAACAGAUUUUCCCACUCCGAAUACGGAUAUACCAAGAGUUUUGGAGGAAGAAGAAGAGGAAGAAGAAGAAGAAAAGGAUGAAAUUCAUCAUCAACGGCAAUCAGAGUCUAUUAGAGAAGUGAAAUUUGGUAAUUCAACACCGCAAAGCCCUAUCAGUCCAGUUAAUCCUACCCACCAAUCUACACCUCGAAAACCCGAAUUAUCAAGACGCCAGAGUUUACUUCCUCAUCAACAAACAAAAUUAAUCAAAACUUUAUUAGAGACGGAUUUACCAGCACAACCUCAAGUCAACCCACCAACUGGAGGAACCGUUGGUGCCGAUUAUUUUUCCAAUCACGGUCCUUUAACGAUAAGCGCAGCGAUGGUUACUCGAAAGAUAUGGGUUAAAAGGCCUGGUGCUUCUGCGACCUUGGUUACUAUACAUGAGGAUGAUUUGGUCGAUGAUGUGCGAGACAUGAUUUUAAAGAAAUAUGCCAAUUCAUUGGGAAGAAGUUUCGAUGCUCCCGAUGUUACAUUAAGGAUUGUACCAAGGGAGCAACAAAGGCAGGAAAGGAUCUUGGGCCCGGAGGAACCAAUGAGUCGAACACUCGAUGCUUAUUUUCCAGGUGGUCAAUCAGUGGAUGAAGCCUUGGUAAUUGAUGUUCCUGCGCGAAGGACACCGAAAGCCUCUCCUAGGCCUAACAUGCAUCAGGUAUAUUAUGAAGAAGGACGACCUACUGAAGCUGGAUCGGAUUACUUUCCUCCUAUGCCUAUCCCUGUCCCGUCUCCAGGCUUACAGCAUAGUGUCCCGGUCCAAAAUGGAACUCAACAUUCAGCUCCCUUGUUAGCGCAUGCCAUGUCUGUACUUACAACCGGUCAUGUACCAGCUUUACCAUCUCCAUCAGCUCCGAGAAGACAUCAUAGCUCGAGACCAAGGAUAGGACGGACUCAUACUUCAUCUCCUACAGUAAUUAGUGGACAUAACCAAGCUCCUAUUACAAACAAUGGUACGCAAUUUCAACGUGGUGGGAGAUCAAGAACUCACUCAAGUGCCUCAGAAAAAUCCGCGGUGCCUCCACCCCCUCCACUCCCAACUCCGCCUGCGCCAAACCAGGAUCUUGUACCCCAACGAGUCGCUACACCCCCUCCGAGGGUAUCAUCCCCUCGGCCACAAAGAAGAGCUAAGAAGAAAGUUGGCGUCGAUCAUCCUUCAUUACCAGCAGGCAUGCUCAAUGGCGCCGUUCCACCGAUUAACGUCCUCAUUGUCGAGGAUAAUAUUAUCAAUUUAAAACUCCUCGAAGCCUUCAUGAAACGUCUCAAAGUCCGCUGGCAAACCGCCAUGAACGGUCGCGAAGCAGUAAAUAAAUGGCGAGGUGGUGGUUUUCAUUUGGUACUAAUGGAUAUUCAACUUCCUAUCAUGUCUGGACUUGAAGCUACAAAGGAAAUUCGCAGAUUGGAGAGACUUAACAGCAUCGGAGUUUUUAGCAGCAGUGCAAGUAGUAGUGCGCCUAGCGAAAGAGAGUUGGAGGAGGAACCGUCAGAUGGAGAUAAGUUGCCAAGCACGGUACUUUUUAAGAGUCCAGUUAUUAUUGUGGCUUUGACAGCUAGUUCAUUGCAAAGUGAUAGACAUGAGGCAUUGGCAGCCGGUUGUAAUGAUUUCUUGACCAAGGUUUGUUUAGCCCUCAUAUUUUAUUUGUCUGGUCAUUCGUAUGCUAACACAUGACCAAAUAGCCCGUUAACUUCGUCUGGCUCGAACGUAAAGUCAUGGAAUGGGGAUGCAUGCAAGCACUAAUCGAUUUUGAUGGUUGGAGGAAAUGGAAGGACUUCAGUUCCCAACAAGCGGCGGAAAAAGAUGCGACUGAUACGAAAAAGAAGGAUGCUCAAGGGGCGGUGAAAGCAAAGAAGAAGAGUAGAAAUUCUGGGAGUUUGAGUGGAUUAGCAGGACACGGGGGAAGUAGUACGAAAUUGAGUUUGUUGGGCCAGGGUGGUGGAGGAGUCGAUAAUGAGGUGGUCGUGGGAUGAGAGAGUGACCUUAAUAUAUGAUCUAAAGAACUGAGGGAGAUUGCGCGGUUUUGACACUUGAGGCUCGGCGGCAUAGCAUAUAGCUUUGAAGACGGAAUUUUCUUUUGUUUUCUUUUGUUUUUGGUGGCAUUACUUCAAGCAGGACUUCAAGCAGGAAGUUUCUUUUUCUUUUGUCACUUCGGGUCAUGGCUGUGGAUUGUGGACUACGUUAAGUUUUGGGUUCGGAUUAUAAUGGGUAGGAGCCUAAAAUAUACAAAUGUCGUGACACGGGUGGGACGACUGGCGUUGAGGGAUGGGUGGUUUUUAAUGACGGUUCUUUAGUGGGGGAGGUUAGUUUUAUAAGAUUCCUUUGGGGGGCUGGGAGGGCAGCGGGACAUGGGAGAUGGGUUAGAGCGGUAGGAGGGA
Sclerotinia trifoliorum is the source of this 3593-nucleotide messenger RNA. Lineage: Eukaryota; Fungi; Ascomycota; Leotiomycetes; Helotiales; Sclerotiniaceae. The record is from the annotation of a GenBank genome assembly.